AUGAAGCCAGUCCAGUUUUUCUUUCUCUUCUGUUGCUGGAAAGCAAUUUGCUGCAAUGGCUGUGAGCUGACCAAUAUCACCAUCACCGUGGAGAAGGAAGACUGUCACUUCUGCCUCAGUGUCAACACCACCUGGUGUGCAGGCUACUGCUACAACAGGGAUCUGGUGUACAAGGAUGGACUCAUGAGCAAUAUCCAGAAAAUAUGUACAUUCAAGGAGCUGGUGUAUGAGACAGUGAUACUGCCUGGCUGUGUUCACCAUGCAAACUCCACGUAUAUGUACCCAGUAGCCACUAAAUGUCACUGUAGCACAUGUAAAAAAGACAGUACUGACUGCACCACAAAAGGCCUGGGGCCCAGCUACUGCUCCUUCAAUGAAAUAAAAGAAUAAAGACCAGUGGACAUUUCAGGCUGCCUACCCUAGUCCUGAAGGACCAAGAUAUCCAAAAAGUCUGUGUGUGUACAACAUGCUCAGGCUGCAAGCACUGUGGGAUUGGAGAGCAUCAGACCCCACUGAUCCUGGCUUUCCAGAGCUAGAGAGUGCAAGGGUUGAGCAUUUG
Phyllostomus discolor (pale spear-nosed bat) is the source of this 559-nucleotide messenger RNA. RefSeq names its product follicle stimulating hormone subunit beta (gene FSHB). NCBI's taxonomy places the organism in Eukaryota, Metazoa, Chordata, Mammalia, Chiroptera, Phyllostomidae. Bases 1 to 390 code for a protein of 129 amino acids. Gene Ontology annotation, molecular function: hormone activity. Gene Ontology annotation, cellular component: cytoplasm; extracellular region. Gene Ontology annotation, biological process: G protein-coupled receptor signaling pathway. The record is from RefSeq and is a predicted model, not a curated record. The transcript is spliced from 2 exons.